Oncorhynchus nerka (sockeye salmon) is the source of this 1539-nucleotide messenger RNA. RefSeq names its product transforming growth factor-beta receptor type 3-like protein. Gene Ontology annotation, molecular function: glycosaminoglycan binding; transforming growth factor beta receptor activity; type II transforming growth factor beta receptor binding. NCBI's taxonomy places the organism in Eukaryota, Metazoa, Chordata, Actinopteri, Salmoniformes, Salmonidae. Gene Ontology annotation, cellular component: cell surface. The record is from RefSeq and is a predicted model, not a curated record. Gene Ontology annotation, biological process: cell migration; epithelial to mesenchymal transition; transforming growth factor beta receptor signaling pathway.
AUGGAGAUGAUACAGGUUGUGUUUCAGCUGUUUGGCUGCAGUCCCCAGUGUCCCAAGCCUUCCUGUGGAGCAGCCCACUCUGCAGGGGCCGGGGUCUCCUGGGUGGGCCAGGCCGGCCCACUGGUCUCACUGCAGCUGUUUGUUACAGAGGUUGAGCAGAGGCAGACCGGGUCUUGUGCCAUCACUGCUGACAACCGUGUCUAUGUGGAGCUUUCCGCCAACGGAGCCCUCGGUGGGGGUGUGGAGGUGCGGUCUUGCAUGGUGUCUCCCCUAUCAGACCCCCGUGUGUCCCCUGGCUGGUCAGUCAUUAGAGACGGCUGCUCCGCUGACUCCUCACUGACACUCAGCAACAUGACACAUGGCCAAGAGGACGAGGAGGAAGAGGAGGAAUAUUAUGAAGAGGAAGAGGAGGUACCUAGAGUCCUAUCAUUCAGGCAUCCAGGAAGGGCUUGGAGGAACAAAGCAGGAUUGAGAAAAAGAGAACACGGUGGGAAGAGGGGACGAGGAGGACGAGGAGGACGAGCCAAAAGGAAGGAGAGCGAUGGAGGAAUGGGAGGAGAGGAGGACCAGAUACACAGACUGAGGUUCAGUUUUGUCCUUCGGCCCAUCUACAACAACUCUGUCCAGUUCCUGCACUGUCGCAUCCGUCUCUGUGGCCCUGAGUCAGUGACCCAGGGGCCUCCAACGGCCACAAUACAGAGUGGCUGUCCAAAUCCCUGGGGCCUCCGUAUCCCUGCCCUCGUAUCCAAACUACCCAGCCAACAGUGUGAGUACAGAAACUUCUCCAGACCCAUGCUGGUCCAUCAGCCUGUUGGUGUGGCCAGACAGCAGGCGCCACCUGCUGGUCAGAGAGGUCAAAUGCCCAGUGUGUCUCAGCUGCCCAAGCCUAUCCCAGCCCACAGCAGCUCUGGGGUAGACACAGGCUCAGUUUUGGGGAUUGUGUUUGUUGCUUUUCUUCUGGGCAUCAGCCUGAUGGGGGCGCUAUGGUGCAUCUACUCUCACACAGGGGCUCCUCCACCAACCAGAAGAGGGGGCCUGAUCGAGAAUACUAACCCUGCCAACACCUCUGUGUAGAGUUGAGAUGGAACGUGAGCAACACACACAGCACCUGGGGGACCACAAAGUAAAGAGAAUGUCAAAUUUAGACUAGUAUUCUAUAGACUUAUCAUGUCACUAGCGCCCUUUGUGAAUUAGUCAAGCACCUGCAGAUUGCAAUAGUGAUAUCUCAUAUCAUGUGUAAGAAAUACAAUAUUAUCUUUCUCUCUCAUUUUCAGUGUUUCCUCUGGUAAAUCUGAGACCGAGGGUAAAGUGGGGCAGAAGAUGAAACACCUGGUGUGUGUCAGACCUGGGUUCAAAUACAUGCAUAUUUAAGUAUUUGUUAUUUAAAUGCUUAUUUUCUGUGUAUUUUUGUAUUUUCAAAUAAUGCAGUAUUUUGAUAUUUGUAUUUGAAAAUACACUUGCCUGUGUAGUUGAGAAUUUCCAAAAUCAUUCAAAAAUUUAAGUACUGAAAAUAUCCAGAUACUUACUUUGAAAUGUCUU